AUCAGCACGCUGGUGAGCGCCAAGGACCGGGCGCUGCGCAGCGAGCAGGCGGUUCGUGCGCGCGUCGGCCAGGCGGUGAACCUGGCCGUGGAGCGGUUCGUGUCGGUCGGCGAGGCCCUGGCUGACGACAACGUCGAGAUCAAGCUCGACAUGUACGACGCGUGCCGCAGCGCGCGCGCCGCCGGCGCCAGCAUCGAGCAGCUGUGCGACGUGCGGAUGGACGAGGCCUCCGAAGACCGGGGCGCUCUGGCCAGGGCCGCGCGCGCCCUGCUGGCCUCCGUCACCCGUGUGCUCCUCCUAGCAGACACCGUCGUGGUCAAGCAGCUUCUCAGCGCCAAAGACAGGGUAUCUAUAAGCUUGAAUCGCCUUGAGAAUGUCGCUAACUUCACGGAGUUUGUGAAGGCAUUCAGCCAGUUCGGCACCGAAAUGGUUGAGCUGGCUCAUCUCACUGGAGAUAGACAGAACGACAUGAAAGACGAGAAGAGGAGAGCCCAGAUGGCUUCAGCGAGGAUGAUCCUCGAGCGCUCUACGAUGCUGCUGCUCACCGCCUCAAAGGCCUGCCUGAGGCACCCGGAGUGCGAGACGGCGCGGGAGAACCGCGACACGGUGUUCCUGCAAAUGCGCCGCGCCAUGGACCUGGUGCACUUCGUGGUCAAGGACGGUGUAAUACCGGAGCUUGCCUGCGCCGCCUCCUCUUCGUCCGAGUACCGCCGCAAAGGUGCCCGCAGGGGCUCCUGGCGCCUCGACGAGUUUGACCGGUGUGCCACCGUCCACAACGCCGUCAAGAUGUUCGAGGACCUGGUGGAGACAAUGCGCAUGACGCUGGUGGGGCCCAGCUGCCGUGAGCGGUUGUCGAGUGCCUUAGAUGCGGUGGUGGAGCGCACGCAAGACUUCACCGACUCGGCCUACACGUCGCAUGAGCACCGCGAGAAAAUUCUCCUGCUUUGCGACAGGGCCAAGCUCGAGCUCAACCAGCUCCUCAGGAUCGGCGUCAGCCUGGAUCAGGCAGGUUGUACGUCUCCCAACGAGGACCUUGAAAAUGCCAUCGAGCAGACGCUAAGGGCUACAGCAGACCUCAAGCAACAGCUUCGGGAUACAGCACUUGACCACGCGGAUGAGCUGUUCAAAACGAUGGACGAAGGUGAGCUGCUCAACAGGCUGAAGAAUGCCUCGCUCGCCGGAGACCACACAAUGCUCGAGGAGUAUGCGGACAAAUUCGCCGAGCAUGCUGAACACGUCCAGGAGGUGUGUCGGCUUCUCUAUCAUGUGGCAAGCACGGAGGCCCUCCAGGUGACUGCCAAAAAUACGGAUGCCUGUCUCAAGGUCUAUGGCUCCCAAGUGGUGAGUGCCUGUCAGACCCUGAGCACGCACCCGGUGAGCAAGAUUGCCAAGGAGAACGUGGAAGUGUUCAUGGAGGUUUGGCAGUCGCUAGUGAACGACGUAGCCUCGAUAUCUCGAGAGGCUAGCCAGCAGUGCCGGAAGCCUGCGCAGGGCCCUGACGGCGCGCGGUCUGUCUACAUGUCGCUGCCAAGGCCCGGGCGCCAUGGCACAACAAGCAAGCCCUUAAAGCCCAUGAAGCUUGACACUGAGGAGCAGGCCAAGAUCGCCAAGCUCGGCCUCGAGAUGAAGCUGUUGACAUCGGAGAUGGACGCCGAGACGGAGAAGUGGCCUGCCGCCGAGAACGACAUCGUAGGCCGGGCACGCGCCAUGUCUCAGAUGGCCUUCUCCAUGUACCAGUUCACUCGAGGAGAGGGUGACCUCAAGACCACACAGGACCUCUUCACUCAAGCUGAGUUUUUUGCAGAAGAAGCCAACAAGCUCUACAAGGUUGUACGGCAGUUUUCCUACCAGGUUCCCUCGGGACAGCACAAGAAAGAACUGCUUGAGUUUCUGGACAAGGUGCCCACAUUUGUCCAGCAGCUACAGUUCACGGUGAAGAACCCAACAGUGGGGAAGGCGGCUACUUUUACCAAGGUUGACAAUGUCAUCCAAGAAACAAAAAACCUGAUGAAUGUCAUCUCUAAAGUGGUUACAACCUGUCUAGUCUGUGCAACAAAGUACAACCUGGACUUCCGUGGCUCGGAAAGUGGCCGGGCGCACUCUCAGUGUGGCUACCAGGACGAGGAGUACAGCUACAGUGACGGAGGUGGCAGCACGGGAUUUGGGUCUAAGGGUGGCCCAGGAGCAGUCAGCUCAUCAGACCCGGGCAUCUGACAGUACGGGAUGGGCCCCCGAAGGCCCAAGCAGGACGCCCGCCGCACUAGGGUGUCUUUUUUACUCUUUUAGGGUCAAAAUCCAAGCGGGACUAAGCAGCUGUGGCUAUGGGCUGGCAACGAGUGGCACUGAAGGCUGGCGACGUUCACCGCGUGCCUAACCAAUGCAUGCGUCACAUCGGCAGUCGUGCAUGCCUUCUUUGCCGGCUCAGCUGCGGUUCGGUAGUUCUGCCUUGAUCACUGACUCCACGUAGCUGCAGUGCCUGACAAUGCUCGAGUUCUUAACAAGUAAUUCUUUUGACAAAAUGCAUGCAUUGGCAAUGUAUGGCUUUUCAUUCUGACCAAAAUAUUUUGUGUGCUUUUCUACCUCUGUGACCAACCUAACCUACAUCUGAUGACAUACUUGAAAAAUCUACAUGCGAGCAUCACCUUUAUUUCAGAUUUGUCUAAUUAUGUGUUGUUCAGUGCAUGGCUGAAUUGUGUUCAUGGUGUUGCAGAACUGUGCGCUGCAGGUCAGUGGUCAGAGCAGAUGUGGUCCUGUCUGCCCCACUCUUGACGUGCGCUGCCCAGUCGCCGGAAUAGAACCAAAGUGAGCUCUAAAUCACACUAUAACUCUGCAUUUGUGUCUAAUGCACCCAGUACUAACCAUCCACUGGAAUGCGCUGAUGCCUACUAGACCUAG
Rhipicephalus microplus (southern cattle tick) is the source of this 2895-nucleotide messenger RNA. It is a transcript of the gene alpha-Catr, whose product is annotated as alpha-catenin related. Gene Ontology annotation, molecular function: cadherin binding; actin filament binding. Gene Ontology annotation, biological process: Rho protein signal transduction; cell adhesion. The record is from RefSeq and is a predicted model, not a curated record. NCBI's taxonomy places the organism in Eukaryota, Metazoa, Arthropoda, Arachnida, Ixodida, Ixodidae.